AUGGACAGCACCACACCACUUGUCAAUUUGCCUCGUCAAGGGCGUACCGAGAUGCAGUCGAGCGUCUUCGCCCUCGAGUUCGUUGGCAGACCCAACGCCAAGCACCGCGCGCGCAAGGAGCGCAGACGCAUAGCAAGACUGCGAUCUGUCCUGAGAUGGCGACGCGCGGAGCGAGAUCUGCUGAGGAAGUUGUCGCUACAACAGAAGCGCCUUCGCCUCCAUGUCGACUCUCGUCAGUGUCGACCUCUCCCUGCCACGCGUGACACCAACCUCCACGUCCAGCAACAGCUCGAGCCAAGUCCCGACGUGACGGCGUUCGAGCCCACUGAGCCUCGCAACGACCUGCUGCACUUCUUCUCUGGAGGCGGCUGGCUCAUGGUCUACAUGUACGGCGUGUGCAAGGCGCUGCGCGAGCUCAAGGUGGACGAGCGCGCCAAGUUCAUCGGCACGUCCGCCGGCUGCCUGGCCAUCGUGUCGCUCGUCCUCAAGUCGGACUUCGACGAGAUCUGCGACUCGGUCGUCGACGACUACGUGCCGGCCGCCCACGCGAGCUGGAGGGGCCCGUUCCGGAUGCGCGACUACCUCAUCGACGCCGUCACGCGCCACGGCAACGCCAACAACAUCCAUGAGCUGCAGGGCAAGGUCACAAUCGUGUACACGUCGCUGUCGGCUUGGGUCGCGCGCCGCGUCUCGCGCUUCAAGAACCCGCUGCACCUGCUGCAGACGAUGGUGGCCUCGUGCUGCGCCACGCCGCUGCCGCUGUUCGAACACGGCGUCCGCACGAUCACCGUCACGCCCAACGUCUUCGUGCCGCCGUGGUGGUCCAUGUACCCUCCAUCGCAGCGAGAGAUGCGGUGGCUGUACGACCUGGGCUACGAGGACGGGCUGUCGUGGUGUGUGCGCCAGGGGCUUCCAGGGUCGGAGAGCAUUGAGUUGCCGACCAAGGCUGCGACGUACAGGGGCGAGUGGAAGACGGUCGUUGGGCAAGUGGUGGGCUACCGGUCGGUGGAAGAUGCGGUGCUGGCUAUGGCGGGACUGCUGCUGCUGUCGGAGGAGACGGUCACGAGCACUGUGAUCCGACUGGAGAUCUUGCUGUGGAGGCUGGUGGCGGUUGUCGCCGCUCUGUUGGAGUGGAGCACGGUGCUCUGGACGGUCUUGGCUGGAGCAACGCUGAUGGGGCUGGCGAUGCUGGAUCAGCACUGCACGCUGAAGUUCGUGGUCGUGCUGGGGGCGCACUUGAUCGUGGCAGUGUUGAAGCUGAAGGAGGCUUGCUGGCAGGUCCACUCGUCGCCUCACUGGCAAGAACUGCGAGACUCGCUCGGUGCGAUGGAGAAGCAAACGACAACGAGCAAGGUCGGACCCACUCCCCAGCAGGAGGCAAUGCUGGCGAAGUGGUCGUAUGUGUACCGAUUCAGUAGUUUGUUGGUGUGA
This is a messenger RNA of Phytophthora sojae, 1431 nucleotides long. RefSeq lists its product as hypothetical. Gene Ontology annotation, biological process: lipid homeostasis; triglyceride catabolic process. The record is from RefSeq and is a predicted model, not a curated record. Gene Ontology annotation, cellular component: cytoplasm; membrane; lipid droplet. Gene Ontology annotation, molecular function: triacylglycerol lipase activity. Lineage: Eukaryota; Oomycota; Peronosporomycetes; Peronosporales; Peronosporaceae. The transcript is spliced from 2 exons. The coding region runs from base 1 to 1431 and encodes 476 amino acids.